Molecule: messenger RNA, 5517 nt
Organism: Gasterosteus aculeatus aculeatus (three-spined stickleback)
Lineage: Eukaryota; Metazoa; Chordata; Actinopteri; Perciformes; Gasterosteidae
Source: RefSeq, a predicted model, not a curated record
CGCACGCGGUCUUGACGCUCGGCUCAGUCCGGUCCGGCUCCUGUGAACAAGCCGCCUCCUCUUCAUCGUGUCUCCGCAGCGGCGGAGGAAUAAGAUGCGGAGCGGAACCGGAUUCCGUAGCCCGGAUCAGCCCCGAACCAGAACCCUAGAUAGACUCUCCCAAUCCUCGGCUCGGCUCGGCCCGCUGACGGCAUGACUGACGGGAGGAGCGCGCGACAGACAGGAGCUCCAGCCGCUGAGAGACGCAGCUAGCCGCGUCAGCUAGCUGCGUCAGCUAGCCGCGUCAGCUAGCCGCGUCAGCUAGCCGCGCGAUGGCCGCGGAGGGAAGCGGCACGAUCCGGAGCCGCAUCAAGAACCUGCUGCGGUCUCCGUCCAUCAAACUGAGGCGGCGGAGCGGCGCGGCGCGGCACAAAGAGGACCUGAGCGGCAAGGUGACCUUGGAGAAAGUUUUGGGAAUCACGGCUCCGGGGAACCGAGCUCUAGCCUGCGACCCGCGGACCGGACUGUUGGCUUAUCCUGCCGGGUGUGUCGUCGUCCUGCUGAAUCCUCGGAAAAACAAACAGCUUCACAUCUUCAACAGCUGCAGGAAAGCCAUCACCACGUUGGCCUUUUCUCCAGACGGGAAGUACGUCGUCACCGGAGAAAGCGGUCACAUGCCGGCGGUUCGGGUCUGGGACGUCUCAGAGCGGCUUCAGGUCUCUGAGCUUCAUCAGCAUAAAUACGGCGUCUCCUGCGUGUCCUUUUCCCCCAACGGCAAGUACAUCGUCAGCGUGGGAUACCAACACGACAUGAUGGUGAACGUGUGGAGCUGGAAGAAAAACGUGGUCGUCUCGGCCAACAAGGUGUCCAGCAAAGUGACGGCUGUCUCCUUCUCGGACGACAGCUCCUACUUCGUCACCGCCGGCAACCGCCACGUCAAGUUCUGGUACCUGGACCACGGCAAGACCUCCAAGGCCAACGCCACCGUCCCCCUGCUGGGGCGCUCAGGGCUGCUGGGGGAGCUCAGGAACAACUUCUUCAGCGAUGUGGCGUGUGGGCGGGGCCGACAGGCCUCCUCCACCUUCUGCAUCACCUCCUCUGGCCUGCUCUGCGAGUUCAACGACCGGCGCCUCCUCGACAAAUGGGUGGAGCUGCGGAGAGUCGACUCUGCGUCCGCGUCUCAGGCCACUUGUCUGUCCGUCACAGACGAGCUGAUCUUCUGUGGUUGCUCUGACGGGACGGUUCGAGCCUUCAGCCCCGUCAACCUUCACUUCCUGUGCUCUCUGCCCCGCCCCCACUGCCUGGGGGCCGACGUGGCGAGCAUGGUGGACGCCAGUCAGCUGUUCUCGGGCCGGCCGGAGGCCCGGUACCCGGACACGGUGGCGGUGACCUACGACCCCGCCAGCUGCUGGCUGUCGUGUGUUUACAACGACCACAGUGUCUACGUGUGGGACGUCCGUGACAUCCGCGACCCCCGCAGGGCGGGAAAACUCUACUCCGCCCUCUACCACUCGUCCUGCGUGUGGAGCCUAGAGGUGUACCCAGAGGAGGGGGGAGGGGAGGCACGUCUCCCCCCAGGAUCGUACCUGUCCUGCUCCUCAGACAACACCAUCCGCCUGUGGAACACCGAGGGACACAAGCUCGUCACCAGGAACAUCCUGAGCCCGGAUCUACAGAAGGUGAUUUACAUGGACGACAACGUCUCCACCCUCCUGGACCCGGACAGCACCUCAGUGACGGGGGGAAACCUGGAGAAGGGGGGGUCAUCGGGCUCAGACGGGCUGCAAACCGACCAGAGCAGAGCGGGCAUUAGGACCCUGAGGGUCAGUCCCGAUGGACAGCACCUGGCCUCUGGAGACCGCAUGGGAGUCCUCAGGAUCCAUGACCUGGACGGAAUGGUGGAGAUCCUGAAUGUUCAGGCUCACGACUCCGAGAUCCUCUGCCUGGAGUUCUCCAAACCAGACACGGGUCUCCAGCUGUUAGCCACAGCCAGUCGGGAUCGCCUGAUCCACGUGCUCGAUGCCGGUAGAGACUACAGUCUGCUCCAGACGCUGGACGAACACUCGUCCUCCAUCACUGCCGUCCGGUUUGCCGCCAAUGAGGGGAAGGUGAGGAUGAUCAGCUGUGGGGCCGAUAAGAGCGUCUACUUCCGCACCGCUCAGCAGGUGGAGGAGGGGCUGGAGUUCACUCGCACUCAUCACGUAGUGAGGAAGACGACUCUGUACGACAUGGACGUGGAACCAACCAGGAAGUACGCAGCGGUGGGCUGUCAGGACCGCAGAAUCCGGAUCUUUAACAUCAGUAAUGGUAAACAGAAGAAGAUGUAUAAAGGCUCUCAGGGAGAAGACGGUACUCUCAUCAAGGUACAGAUCGACCCGUCGGGUCUCUACAUCGCCACUUCCUGUUCAGAUAAGAACAUCAGCAUAUUUGACUUCUACUCUGGAGAGUGCGUGGCCACCAUGUUCGGACACUCGGAGAUAGUCACAGGUCUGAGGUUCAGCAGUGACUGCAGACACCUGAUCACAGUUUCUGGAGACAGCUGCAUCUUCGUGUGGCGUCUCAGUCCAGAGUUGACCAUCAGGAUGAGGCAGCGGCUCGCUGACCUUCGACCUUCCAGCAUCACUCAAACCUCCCAGAAUGCACCUCAGCAAAAAGUGGUGAACCUCAAGUCAACAUUUGGCUUUAGGUGUCUGUUGUUUCCAGAAGCGUCGUCUCCUCGUGUCGUCAUCAUGUCGUCUGACAGUGACAAAGAGGAGGAAGAGGAAGAGGAGGAGGAGGAGUGCCGGAGUCCUUAUAUGGUCACAGCAGGAUGCCUGCCGGAGGAGACAGAAACGUCUGAGGAAAAGUUCGGACAGAAGGGUGCGGCGGGGAAGCGACUCCCCCGCCGCCGCUGGUCCAGGAGGACAUGUAACGGCACACCGAUGGUGAAGUCCAUGUUGGACCUGAGGCUACUGGACUCGUACUGCGACCGACCGGUGGAGCAGCGGGUGGAGCGAGAGGUGGAGACGACACGCCCCGUUGAGGUCAGCCCCCACCCCCGUCGCCCGAGUGGGAUGGGCCAGUGUGUGGGGGAGGGGCUUCACAGGACCAAUCAGGAGCUGGGCAGCACCGUCAGUCUGCAGGUCAACACUGCCUGGGCAGAGGACGGGGAGACAUGGACCAAUCAGAGGCCAGACUUCAUCCCGCUGUCCAAUCAGAGCCCCGACGGGGAGGCUGUGGUUCUGUAUCCCGACCAAUGGGAGGACAGAGUGAGCCUGGCAGGAAGUGAGUUCCAGGUGAAGGAGGCGUGUCCUACUGCUGCAGACAAACAUCAGGACAAACCCAGUCCAGACAGCGGCUGCUCACUGGGAUUCAGCUCCAGGCUGUCCAGUCCAGUGAGACCUGCAGGAGAUGACUCAGAGCCUCUCAGUGUGGAUGGAAACUCCUCUGAGCUGGAGGAGGACGAGGACGGAGGAGGCGCAGCAGGAGGAGGACCAGAUGUCAUGACCUCUCAACUGGUUCCCCAGACUCCAGACCAGGAAGCCUUUCUGAAGGAACACUUUGUAACGCUGGCCAACCUCUCAAAACCAGGAAGUCCAAGCAAAGCUUCUCACAGCUCCAGCGAGAGCAUCAGCAUCUCCUCCAGGUUCCUCUCCCAAAAUCCAGCUGGAAGUCGGACUCUGUUUCCUCUCCCAUCUCGGACCACCCGAGGAGGAGAGGAGGUGAAGGCCCGUCCUCUGGUCUCAGAGGUCCGCCCUCUGAUGGAUGAGAACCAGGACCGGAGGGUCUCGUGGAACCAGGACCAAACCUCCUCAGCUUACGACCAGGCACAGAACCAGCAGGGUGCAGGUCACCUCCAGGUGGCGGCACAGCCGACCCACCGCCCCAACCCACUAAAGAAGAAGGUCCAAACCGCGGUGGAGUCAAAGAGGAAUCUGGGCCCGACGGCCCGAGCCGCCGCCUCACAUCUGAGUUCCUCGUCCGGACUUCGGAAGGCUCAGUCAGUCCAAAACCUGCUGACCGACACAGGUGAUUCGUCCCUCUCGACCUCUUGUCCCCCCACAGAGGGCCGACCUCAGCUGCUCCCUCUCCUGCAGCGCCCCACUACCCUACCGGCCCCUCACACACCCAGCUCCCCCCUACAGGAGGCCGCAAUCUUGCCCACAACUUUGUCUGCUAGCGGCAUCCUGAGGAAGUCCUCCUCCUCCACGCUGGCGCCGUUGCGCUCCUACAUGAGCCCAACGGCGAGCUCCAUGGCCAAAAUGUCUCGCUCCGUCUCAGUGGGCGACGAAAUCAACAUGUCAGACUUUGGCGAGGAGCCCCCAGUGAUAUCAUCUUCAUUGUCGACAGUGACCCCCUCCUCUCAGAUCAAAGACACGCCCCCUCUUGCUGCUGUGGUGCCCUCCAACACUGCUCAGGCCACGCCCCCCCAGGCUGCCAUUGUUCCCGUUGUCGUUGCUGCCUCCUCGUCUCUAAGUAACCAUGGUAACCAGGCGGGCCCUUUCCCUCGUGGCCUCCAGGCCCGGAUACCCGGCAACAGCAGACCGCUCCCUGACAAGCCCUCCCUGACCUCCUUCUCCUCUGUGUGGCUUCCUCCGGGCUCCGCCUCCCCACUGACUCCCCCCCGGCAGGGGGAGGAGCCUCAGACUCUUGCAGGCGGUGGGCGGCAUCAGAGAGCUACCAGACUACGCAGGUUUGGACUUCCUUCAUCCUGUCACCUCUUGGCUCCGCCCCCUCCUCUUCCUCCUGACAUCAAAGCCUUAGAAACGGUGAGUGGCUCCUCCCCCGACCAGCGUCAAAUGGCAGGCAUCCUAUCCGAGGCCUUCCAGGCCAUGAGGGCGGAGCUCAACUGUCUGCCGGUCGGCGCGUCGGCCGUGCUGGGAGCAGGGGGGGGGCUCGGGGAAGUGGGGGAGGGGAAGACGGCAGCUCUGCUGGAGGAAUAUUCUCUGCUGCUGCUGCAGGCGGUUCACCGCAGGAUGGACAAUAUGGAGACGCGCCACUGAUGCUCCUCAUCUUCUCCUCCUCAGCUUCCUGUCCAAUUAUUCCUUCUCUUCUUUCUUACUACUGUCUUCUUAUUUUCUCUUCUCCUCGGACCUCUACCUUCUUGUCUCCUCCUCGUCUCCACAGAUGAAGAUCUGAAUCCACUUUUCUUCGCCUUCUUUAUUUGUAUGCAACAAUCUCUCUCGUCUUAAAGGAACGACUUCCAUCUUUUGGAACCUUUAAGGACAAAAGUUUCUCUUGAGUCGUGUUUUUUUAAGGAUGUUUCAGCACCGAGUGUUUUAUUUGAUAAGAUGAUAUGUUGGACCGCAGAGACAAAGAGAAGAAGACAAACUGUGUAACAUUUUAUUUGAUGUAAAUCUUUGUUCCUGAGUUCACUUGAAACUCAACAACAUUUGUAGUUUGUGUUUAUUCUACUGAUCAGACUCUUUGUCUCCAGAGGUCACACCUUGAUGUUUUUGUAUGGCAUCAAAGCAACACUUUAAUAUUUUAACACUAACAAACAGGUCAAAGUUAAGUUUCUGUUUUUAUCAAAAUGUAAUAAAAGUUUGAGUUAAUUUU